AUGUCGAGCUCGUCCACCACCGUCACUGCCGCUGCCUCGCCCGCCUCCAGCCUCAAGAUGUCGGCCAAGUCGCCCAGGUCGCAGCUUGCCGUCCUUCGCCUUGCGCCUGCGCUGCUCUCGCGCUUCCCGGCUGACGGCCCCGUUCGCAAGAACUCGCGCUCCAAGUCGUCUUCGUCGUCGACGCCCAUCGACACUCCUGCAGACCCUAUGGUCAUCGAGCCCGCCGAGCCGCUGUCCGCACCCGACGCCGACGCUGCAUCGGCUGCCAACGGCUCCACGCCCGCACUCGACAACAACUCGCUCGCGCCUCCGCAGAAUGGUGCGAAGAGGAAGGGCAUCCCCGGCCCAAAGCCCGGCACGAAGCGCACCGCUGGGCAGUCCAACGACGGCACCCCCAAGCCUCGCGGCAAGCCCGGCCCUAAGAAGAAGCCUCGCCUUGGCGAGAAUGGCGAAGGCACUAUGAACGGUGUCAUGCCCAUGUCAACUCAGAAGCUCGGCCCCAAAGCCAAUCAAGGCGCCAUCAAUGCUGGUCUUCGUGCCCUCGAUCGAUCUGGCAAACCCUGCCGCAAGUGGGAAAAGAAGGGAUUCCAGCUCAAGAGCUUCACUGGUAUCGCCUGGUCUGUCCCAACCUGGCGUUCGCCGAGGAAGUCGACCGUCGACGAAAACGGCGACGUCAAGAGCGACACCACUGGCAGCAGCGACAGUGCAAAGAUCAACGAGAGCAGCGCCGUGCCAAGCGAGAAGAGCAGCAACGCCGGCAUCCUGGAUACUCCGCAUAGGUCGCACCCGAUGGGCCUCGCUGCCAGUUCUCCGAUGCCUGAGAUGACCCCCGUGUAG
This is a messenger RNA of Lasiodiplodia theobromae, 837 nucleotides long. RefSeq lists its product as uncharacterized. The transcript is spliced from 2 exons. NCBI's taxonomy places the organism in Eukaryota, Fungi, Ascomycota, Dothideomycetes, Botryosphaeriales, Botryosphaeriaceae. The record is from RefSeq and is a predicted model, not a curated record. Bases 1 to 837 code for a protein of 278 amino acids. Gene Ontology annotation, cellular component: Ino80 complex. Gene Ontology annotation, biological process: chromatin remodeling.